AUACGACAGUCUAACCUUACCGGAUAUAAAACCCCCGACAUGCACACUAGGGCAGUGGUAUCCAUGUUUGCCGAUGACACAACAGUCUUUUUAAGAAAAGAGGACGACUUCGCCCUCCUAGAGACCAUCCUAACGAAAUGGUGCACCGCCUCUGGGGCGAAAUUCAACAUUAACAAAACAGAGGUAAUCCCUAUUGGCUCACCGGAAUACAGAGCGGAAGUUAUCAACACCCGCCAACUUAGCAGUGCCCAACCCCCGCUACCCCCCAACGUUCGAAUUGCCUGUGAUGGGACCGCUGUACGGAUAUUGGGGGCAUGGAUAGGCAACGAUAUUGAUGAAGGGGCCAUAUGGUCGCCGAUCUUAGACAAAAUCCGAGACCGUCUAAACCAUUGGGAACGGAUCCAUCCAACCAUCGAGGGGAGGGGAAUACUGAUCCAGUGGUUUGGAUGCGGAAUGACGCAAUACCUCGCCCAAGCCCAAGGAAUGCCGCCCGACAUUGAGGCAGAACUCUCGAAACUAAUCCACGCCUUCGCGUGGGACAACGCCGGUCAUGCUAUGAUUAACAUAGAAACCCUA
Coniophora puteana RWD-64-598 SS2 is the source of this 576-nucleotide messenger RNA. RefSeq lists its product as uncharacterized. The transcript has a single exon. The record is from RefSeq and is a predicted model, not a curated record. The annotation marks the transcript as partial. NCBI's taxonomy places the organism in Eukaryota, Fungi, Basidiomycota, Agaricomycetes, Boletales, Coniophoraceae.